AUGCUUCAAGACGAGUACGACUUCAACAUUCUGAUCACUUCAAGAUGCAUAUUUCCGCAGCUGGAGGUCCUCGAUUCCGCCGGCACCCUGGAGAUUACCAGUAAAGACACUGACGAUGACUUGACACGAUACGUCAAGCAUCGUCUUGAAGACAACGAAGAGUUGUGGCAUAGAUCGGCAGAGUUUGUGCCCUCUAUAAUACAAGGUGCGGAGGGAAUAUUCUUGUUCGCAACGCAGAUCGUGGACUGCGUGCUAGAAACGUCGAACAACUCAGACGCCCGAAGCCCCGACGCGUGGAAGACCUUGGGCAGCAGCCUCAACACUCUCUUCGACAGGCUUCUGGACAACAUCUUGAAUAGACCGGAUGCCAGCACUGCUUCAUGCGCAUUCAACUGGCUGGUCUACACUGAAAGGCCACUCUCGAUGCGAGAGCUUCAACAUGCGUUGGCUGCCAAUGCCACAAGGCACCUCUGGAACACGAAAGAGCCUCUCCACCAGGCCGUCGAGCCUCUGUAUCACACCGUCAAUCCCAAGAAAAUCUUAUCGGCUCUGAGAGGGCUUGUACAAGUCGACAAGGGCACAGGAGUCGUUCGAUUCUUUCACUCGGCGGCGGGAGAGUACUUCCGACAGCACGCUGAGCGGUUCCCGAACGCGCAGGAGAUGAUCACUGAGGCUUGUGUCAGAAUACUGGCAUUUGCGUGUCUUCCAUCUCCGAGCGAAGCCAACUGGGUUAUCGAAGACUCUUCAAAUGAGCCCAAAAGACCAUCCUCAAAGUCAUCCCACAACGAACCCGAGUCAUCCGAGGCGACCUCCGAGAAGGCUUCAUCCCGCAGUCCCUGGCUCCCUCGCAUGAUGGAUAAGUUAUACCACUCAUCUCAGUCGUACUCUAACUCCUACCGGCCGCAGCACAACCCGUUCCAGGUCAAGCUACAGAUGCCGGCCAACCAGGGUUUCUUCAGGUCAGGUAGGGAAUACGAGGAGAAACUGCAUGUACAGCCGCUGCUCCAGUAUGCCGCAUGCAACUGGGGUUAUCAUGCACGAUCGUGCCCCAUGGAUGACAACAUCAUGGACCUCUUGCAAGACCGGGUCAGACUUGAUGGAAUAUGCCAGACGCUCACAUACGAGCACAGUGGCUACAACCCGAAGUUCCCCAGAGAUGUAACUGGGCUUCAUCUGGCGGCCUACUUCGGACUCAAAGACGCAGCGAUCCGUCUUUUAGACGCUGGGGUUCCUGCGAGCUCGAGAGAUAGUUAUGGCGAGACACCGCUAUGGUGGGCAGCCAAACACUACCAAGAAGAAGUAGCGCGGUUGCUCAGUGAGAAGGACAAGGUCACGCUCCACCUCCUCAUCCGCGCGAAGCAGACUUCUCUGGUCGAGUUCCUGCUCGAUGUCGGGUACAACGUCAACACGACCGACAUCGAGAAGUGGACGCCACUGCACGCUGCGACGAAGGAGAAGGAUGUCGAGAUGGCAGAGCGGCUAAUCCAAGCCGGGGCCGAUGUCGACGCCACGGAUGUCAACGGGACGCGGCCGCUCAGUCUAGCCAUGGAGAUGCGCAACUAUGAGCUCAUCCAUAUGCUGGUGGCCAACCAGGCUGACACGAAGGACCUUGAUCUAGGAAAGAUCCGAACAGUGUUUGGUCUGCAGGCCGGCGACUCUCUUGAGAUAUACGAGGACAGGCAUCAUGGCACGAAGAUUAUGAGGCAGAUUCCGAGGGAGUUCUCGUGGACGUCGGUUAUGCAAGCUGACACUGGACGCUACUCCAUGAACCUCUCGAAGUUGACCAAGAAGAUUCCUGGUCUUGAGGAGCUGGGGCUUGACCACCUGUUGGGCUUCAAGAGAGAGAAAUCGGUGCCGUUUGUGCUUCGCGUAGAAUAG
Colletotrichum chrysophilum is the source of this 1878-nucleotide messenger RNA. RefSeq lists its product as uncharacterized. The record is from RefSeq and is a predicted model, not a curated record. The coding region runs from base 1 to 1878 and encodes 625 amino acids. The transcript is spliced from 4 exons. Gene Ontology annotation, molecular function: protein binding. NCBI's taxonomy places the organism in Eukaryota, Fungi, Ascomycota, Sordariomycetes, Glomerellales, Glomerellaceae.